This is a messenger RNA of Hypomesus transpacificus, 4096 nucleotides long. RefSeq names its product RIC8 guanine nucleotide exchange factor B (gene ric8b). The transcript is spliced from 10 exons. The coding region runs from base 195 to 1844 and encodes 549 amino acids. Gene Ontology annotation, molecular function: guanyl-nucleotide exchange factor activity; G-protein alpha-subunit binding. The record is from RefSeq and is a predicted model, not a curated record. NCBI's taxonomy places the organism in Eukaryota, Metazoa, Chordata, Actinopteri, Osmeriformes, Osmeridae. Gene Ontology annotation, biological process: G protein-coupled receptor signaling pathway. Gene Ontology annotation, cellular component: plasma membrane; cytoplasm.
AAAGUUUGAGUAAGGCAGAAGGACACCAGGAAGGAAGGUGUAUCCAGCAUGCGCAGCCUGUCGUAGCACAUAUUAGUAGUACUACUAGAUAGGAAAUUGGGACGAAUAAACAUUGAACCCACACCGAACUGUCGUUAGUGUAGCUAGCUAGCUACAUCUGCCUUAAUUGGAUAAUCGGCUGUUAUUAUUUUAAAAUGGAUUUGAAUACUAUUUUGACCCAGCUUGACACUGAAAAUGACGAGAACAUUGAAAUGCUUUUGCUUCAAUAUAACCGAGAAAAUAGUCACACUUUCACUUUUGACCAGAACGAAGUGGACCUGCGAAGUGAGUUGUGCCAGGGGUUGUUGAGGGUCCUGGGGAGGCCGGUAAGGCCUCUGUGCCAAAGUACGUGCCUGGAGACCCUGCGCAUCCUGUCCCGGGACAAGCGUGCCCUGGGACCUGUGGCCACGCGGGAGGGCAUGCUGGUCCUAGCCCGACUGGCCCAACUAAGGGGAGGUGAAGGGGAGGAAGGGGGAGAUGGCGAUGGGUGUGCCUUCCCUCAGGCUGAACCGCAGACCGAGGAGGAGGAGCGUGUGGUAGUGGAGGCUCUGAAGUGCCUGUGCAACGUGGUGUUCAACAGCGUCGCGGCUCAGCAGGUGGGUGCCGAGGUGCAGCUCGCCCAGGGCCUGUGCUCCCGCCUGCAGACCGCCCGCGCCGGACGCCACGAGAUGGGCCACGAGGUGGGCCUCUUCUCCCUGCGCCUGCUCUUCCUGCUCUCUGCCCUGAGGCCUGACGUCCGCGGGGGGCUGUGCCGGGAGCUGCACGCCGUCCGACUCCUCACGGAGGUGCUGGAGCGUACCCUGGAGGUGCGCUGGGUGGGGCCCUAUGAGGCUGCUCCUCCAGACAGCCUGGGCCAGGCUAUCCCCGCUGAGGACAACGAGAGGGCCAUGGAGGCCCUGAAGGCCCUGUUCAACCUCACGCUCUCUGACACCGGAGACCAGGACAGUGAGCCCCAGCUACGCCUUAUCACCGCCAUCAUGCGCCACCUCUUGAUGCUGCGGACGCAGACGGAGGAGAAAACGGAGGAAGCGCACAGUCACGCCAUCAACCUGCUGAGCAACCUGCCGGUGAGCUGUCUGGAGGUGCUGAUGGACGUGCCGGUUCAGGGCGGCCAGGAGGAGUAUGGCGGCAGGAACAUGGACGCCGUCCAGGUGCUGCUGGACUUCAUGGAGAAGAGAAUCGACAAGCAGGGUGCCAACUACAGAGAGGGGCUGACGCCGGUGCUCAGCCUGCUGACUGAGGGCUCGCGACACCACCGGGACAUCCGCAGAUACAUCAAGACCCAGGUUCUCCCCCCUCUGAAGGACGUAAACAUCCGCCCUGAGAUCGGUACGACCAUCAGGAACAAGCUGGUGCGGCUCAUGACCCACGUGGACAUGGGCGUGAAGCAGAGCGCCGCCGAGUUCCUCUUCGUCCUCUGCAAAGAGAGCGUGGACAGCCUGUUGAAGUACACAGGCUACGGGAACGCCGCUGGCCUGCUGGUGGCCAGGGGCCUGCUGGCCGGAGGAAGGGGAGAGACGCAGUAUUCUGACGACGAAGAUUCGGACACAGAAGAAUACAGAUCUGCCAGGCCUUUCAUUAACCCCAUCACAGGCCACGUGGAGGAACCGGGCCCUAACCCCAUGGAGGAGAUGACCGAAGAGCAGAAGGAGUACGAGGCCCAGAAACUUGUCAACAUGUUCGACAAGUUGUCCAGACAGCAGCUGAUCAGGCCCAUGGGAGUGAGACGGGACGGCACGUUAGCGCCCCUAGAGGAGGCCCUGAGAGCGCCAGCUGAGGACAGCUGCAACUCUGACUCUGACUAGACCCUCCCCACUUCCUGUGCUGCAACUCUGACUCCGACUAGACCCUCCCCACUUCCUGUGCUGCAACUCUGACUCCGACUAGACCCUCCCCACUUCCUGCGCUGCAACUCUGACUCCGACUAGACCCUCCCCACUUCCUGUCCUGAAACUCUGACUCCGACUAGACCCUCCCCACUUCCUGUCCUGAAACUCUGACUCCGACUAGACCCUCCCCACUUCCUGUGCUGCAACACUGACUAGACUCUCCCCACUUCCUGUGCUGCAACUCUGACUCCGACUAGACCCUCCCCACUUCCUGUGCUGCAACUCUUGACUCCGACUAGACCCUCCCCACUUCCUGUCCUGAAACUCUGACUCCGACUAGACCCUCCCCACUUCCUUUGCUGCAACACUGACUAGACUCUCCCCACUUCCUGUGCUGCAACUCUGACUCCGACUAGACCCUCCCCACUUCCUGUCCUGAAACUCUGACUCCGACUCUCCCCACUUCCUGUGCUGCAACUCUGACUAGACCCUCCCCACUUCCUGUCCUGAAACUCUGACUCCGACUAGACUCUCCCCACUUCCUGUCCUGAAACUCUGACUCCGACUAGACUCUCCCCACUUCCUGUGCUGCAACUCUGACUAGACCCUCCCCACUUCCUGUGCUGCAACUCUGACUCUGACUAGACCCUCCCCACUUCCUGUCCUGAAACUCUGACUCUGACUAGACUCUCCCCACUUCCUGUGCUGCAACUCUGACUCCGACUAGACCCUCCCCACUUCCUGUGCUGAAACUCUGACUCCGACUAGACCCUCCCCACUUCCAGCAGACUGUGCCCCCCCCCCCCUUACCCCAACACACACACACACACACCUGAGGGUUUCAGACACCUCUGAGCCCUGGUCCCGCCCAGGACAACACCAGAUGGACCAAUCUCAAGGCUCCAUUUAAAAUACAAGAAGCAGGCUUUGUUACCAUCAGUUCAUUCUUUUUUCUUCUCUUUUUUCUAUGUUGCCUUGUUUUGAUGUACUUCUCCGAUCACACCUCUCUCAUUUGACACAAUGGAAGGUAGCUGUUUUAUCAGACUGGAAUUUAUUCUGUCAAAAUAGACUCACAGAACCAAAAAUAGCCUGGAGUUUGACCAAAUUAAAAUUGCAGUUAGAAUAAGAAAUCACUCAUUCCACAUCCAAGGUUUAUUUGUUGUCUUUUUUCAAGUGAGUGCCCUGUCAUGUUGAAAUAAUCCAAUUACAUAUGCUAGUAUGGAUAGGAAGAAGCUACCAGCUAUGUGUACCCAAACCACUCCAUUGUAGUGAAUGCUUUUAUAGGGCUGAAUGAAUAAGUGUUUAGGUCUCAGAGCCCUGAACCUCACAAGUAGUUGUUAAGAUAAUUAGAUCUUUACAGUGUUGAUUAUCAUCCUAUUUAAAUUCACAAGCAUCGGGCCGGCACAAUCACACAAGCACAUCCAGGAUCCGGACAGGGCCGGAUCGAAGCUUGUUGCUGACCAGGAUUGGGAUGGUUUCUGCCUUACCGGAUUAAGAACUCAUGAGACGUAUUUAAAUGAAGAAAUAGACUUUUCUACCUUUCCUCUGCCAAUUCUGCACGGUCUUUAAAUUGUUGCUCUGAAAUCUGUGUGCUUUUUUCUAUUUUGAGACUCAAUUGAUUUUCUAUAUGUGGUCUACUAGUAUAUAUAUAUACAUAAAAGUUACAUUCUUUCAAAUGUUUAUUUCUUUGUAUGAGUAGGGCUUCAUGAUCAAGCUGUAAGGUGUGGUUGGUGCAGUAUUGGAAUGGUCCUGUGUGUCCCAUAUAUUCUCUAUAACUGGCAUGUUAAUAGAAUUACCUUUUUUGCCAAGUAACAUUCAAGGACUUUGUCUAAAUGACUACUUUAUGAGAAAUGGAAUCCUUUAUUUAUUUGCACUAUUGUGUCGAUUCACACUACACACCUCACUGAGAAACUGAAAAGCAGGGUGACCCAAUCCAAUGAAUGACCACUUUCCUGCUCACCUGACCUUUGACAGAAAACAUGAAUUCUCCCAAUGUUUUUGUAUUGUUAAUCAGAUUAGCCAAGUGGCACACAGACUGCAUGUUGAGCUAAAUGGUGAAUGUCCCUAACACUGAAGGAGAACAAUCUUUUAGAUUCUUUUUGUAUAGUUUUUUUUUCUUCUCUCUGACACCAGGAUAUUAAGGAAAUGAUUGUUUUUAUAUGUGGAGUGAAGCUUCUCUAUUGCAAUGUUAAUAAAAACUGCUACUUAAUGUUAGCAUUUCUAUUUCA